Molecule: messenger RNA, 9252 nt
Organism: Prorocentrum cordatum
Lineage: Eukaryota; Dinophyceae; Prorocentrales; Prorocentraceae
Source: the annotation of a GenBank genome assembly
AUGCGAAGGCUACGCGGAGGUUGCUUUCUGCUGAUAGCAUGCGCGUGUCUGGUUCGUUAUUGCAGCAGCCCUGGCUGCGCAAUGCUGCCUCAGAGCCCCCCUGGCCUGCAGUCACGUGAGCAUCUGGGGGCUUGCAGUGCCUCUGGUGUGGAUUUGUCUGGGCGCGCAGCAGAUCACUGCAGAGAUGUAUCGGCGCGCAGAUUCGUUUUGGCCGCUGCAGCAUGGGGGUCUGCUUCGGCAUGUGGGACGCACUCUGCAUGGUCCUCCUCGGCAGCGAAAGCCAAAGUGGAUGCAGACAUUCUCGACGUGCCACUCUUCCCCUGCGGAUUCGGCGACACCGCACUCUGCACGUGUGCCUCCUUAGGUGAGCAAAGGGUGUGUGGGCUCAUCGACACGGGCUCCCCCUGGCUCACAGUUCCUUCUGGCCGCUUGUGCGCCUACAGCGGCAAGUACGGGUGCGCAGAUGGGUUGCCUGACUCUGGGCUGCCGCGCGUCUACGACCAGUACGGGGACAGGCAGGGCUACCUCAGAUGGCUCCGAGCGCCCACGAUGCGCCUCGAGGCUCCGCAGGGCCCCCUCGGAGUGUCCCCGGUCGUCGGUGAGGAUGUGCUCGUGGCGGCCCCGGACGAGGAGUUGGUGCGGGCCAGCGGCGGCUUCGUCGUGGGACUGAUCAAGGCGAGCAGCGACGCGACGCACCCGUCCCUGCUGCAGCAGGUGCGUCUGCCCGGGCGGCGGGAGGUGCAGGCGCUCGAGGUCGCGUCGCCGUCGCGCCUGCUGCGCCUCGCUUCCCGCCCACUGCUGCCGGCCUCCGCCGACGCAGUGCCGCUCGUGGACCUGCGCCCCCUGGGGCUCUCUGUGCAUCACCGGGCGCUCUCGGGAGGGACUUCCGGCGAGGAGGCGACUGAGCUGGCGGAAGCGUUCUUCAUCAACGGCAUCCUGAACUUGCACUCCGGGCCCUUGCCGUGGUUCAGGGAUGCAGAGUCUGGGCCUCACGUGAUCGGUAUCGGCCAGGCGCCGCUCAGCCCCGCGGGGCUCUGCGGCGUCGUUGCCGCCAGGACCAGCGUGCACAGCGGCAGCGUCGUCCCUGGCAGGUGCGUGCAGGAGGCCGCGGAGGCAACCGCGGUCGCGGCGGUCGCGGAGACGGGCGAGGCGCCGCUGGAGCCCGUGGAGGACGCGCGGCCGCGGCACGCGGGGCUGCGGGCGGCAGGCGAGCGCGUGCGGCCGCGGCUGCUGCAGGCGCUCGAGGCCGCGGAGGCGUGGCGGCUCGGCCCCGAGGAGGUGGUCGUGGUGCAGCCGCCGCAACCGCAGCGGACGGUGCCGUCGGAGGAGCCGCGGCAGCUCCUGUCGCAGAUGGCCCGCCAGGUGGAGGAGCCGCUGGCGCGGGCGUGCAGGCUGGAGGUGUUCCUGGAGUACUGGCAGGUGGCUACGGUGGACUGCCCGCGGGAGUCGGAGCGGCUGCAGGCAUGGUGGCAGCUGGAGGCGGAGGUCCGCCUGGGAUGGCUGGCGCUGCCGGCGUGGCAGGGCCUCCCGUUGGAGCUGUUCCUGGACUGGGAGGAGGUGCUCUUGGUGUCGGAGGUCACGGCGGCGCUGGUGCUUGGGCCCCGGCUGCUGGCGGCGCCUUCGGCGGUGCAGCUGGAGGCGUGCCCGCAGGUGCAGGAGCAGCCCCAGGUGCUGGUGGCCUGCUGGGCUGGGUGCCUGCAGCUGGUGGUGGAGUCGGGCCUCCAGCGGCCUGGACUGUCGCCAGGAGGAUUGCUGGAGUGCGUGACCCUGGACAGCUUCGGGAGCGCAGUCGGCACGGCGCUGUUCACCAUCCAGAGCGUGUGGCCUGGCGACGGCAUGGGUGUGUUCGUGGAGGCGUCCUUCCUGGGUUGCAGCAGUGCCGCCCUGUGGCCGAUGCUGUCGGGGAGCUUCAAUCACCUUGGCGGCGCGGUGCUGCAUCUGUGCACCCAGCAAGCCAGCGUGUGCUCAGGGCUGGUGCAGUGGCCUCAGCGCUCAGUGUUGCACGUGGAGACCUACCGCAUGCGAAGCUCCACGGGGGUGACUGAGCCGUGGGCUCAGACGCUGCUGGCCAGCCGCGGUGCCGCGGCUAGCGCGGAGCCUACCCCCGAGGAGCUGAAGAAGAAGGUGGCUGAGUUGCGCCUACGCUUGCAUCGCAAGCGUGGGAUAGGAGCUCUCCUGUCGAGCAGAAUGAACCAGAUCAAGCGCUAUCUUGCACGGCGUGGUGGGGCGGACACCGACAAGGGCCUGGACGAGCUGGCGGCGAUGGUGGUGCAGUACAUCACGAGCGUCCGGCACGGUCACCACCCGCAGAGCGAGAUGGGGGUGAGAUAUGUCCGCGAGAUGCGGACUGUCGGCGGGUGUCUCGACGCGCUGCUCAGAGGAGAGUUGGAUCACCUGGGCGAUCUCUUGAUGCAGAGGCUGAAGGCGAUCGAGCAGGCUACCGAGGACGGCCACUGGCAGGUGGCCCAGCAUCUCGAGCUGCGCGACGACCUGGGCGCGGGUUUAGCUCGCCAGGAGGAGGUGCACGACGCCGUGAGCAAGCACAAGAGGAUGUUUGGCCUGGCCGAGAGCGCGGCGAAGGCCAAGAAGGGAGGUGGCGCAGGUUCACCUUCACCGCAGCGCAAGGGCGAGAAGGCGAAGACCACGAGCUCGGGCAAGCAGAAGUUCAAGAAAGGCAAGGGCGGCGGCAAGUCAGGCAAGCGGCAGGGCCCCGGCUCCAAGGGCAAGCCGAAGGGCAAGAGCAAAGUUCAUCCGUUGAGGACUUCGGCGCCAUUCUGCUGUCUCGGAUACUUCCUGCGCUGCACCCUGGUACUGAACGUAAGUCCGUUCGAGGUCGCCUUCGCCUACCCUGGCCGCCGCUACUGGCGCGCCACUCAGCGCAAGGCCCUCAAUAAUCUUCUCUAUGAGGUCAGAGUCUUUCGUGAGCAGUGCGCUGGCCUGGUCCCUGACAUCGACUGGGACACCGACCUUUGUUCCGCCGCCACUUCCUACGACGGCGAGGAGGUGUUCCCUGCCGAGCCCCUGGACCGUGAUCGUUUACUCGAAGCCCUGCCUCCUCGAGAGGCGUGCGCUGCCGUGAGGGCCGUCGAUGUAACAGAGGGCUGGAUCAGAGCUGCCCUCUCCGAUCCCGGUCUGCUCCUGAAGGACGAGUCGGAGCUUGGCAGCCUGCCCCCCGCUCCGAAGGUCUGGGCCUCGAACGAAGAGUGGGAGCUUAUCGCUGGCGACCUACUCGAGAGGGGGAUUCUCAAGACGAUUGAGUACGAGGACAUCGUGGAGGGCGAGGGGCCGCAUCGGCUGGCGAUGAACAUCAUCCCCUCCGACUUCAUCCAGAAUGCCAUCGAGGGCGACGUGCCGAUGCUGCCCCACAGCGACAAGUGGAAGAGCGCGAUCCUCAGGUCUGGAGAGGUGAUGCUCUGGAGCGCGGAGGAUCUGAAGUGCUGCUUCUACGUGUACAGCCUCGGCGAUGUGUGGUUGAAAUACAUGGCCAUCUCAAAGCCCGUGAGGAGGUGCGUUGCUGGGCUUUCAGGCAAGGGCAUGAUAUACCUGGCCGCCGCCGUCGUGCCCAUGGGUGGCUCUCACAACUCAGGAGUGGCUCCCGUCCGUGGCGAGGUCGGUCGCACUGAUGAUGACGAGGCGCGGACGAUCUACAUCGGACGCGGCUCCAGCUCACUGCAGCUUGCUCCAUCGAAGUGGGGCAACCCGUUCCGCAUUCGGGAUGGUCUGGACAGGAGGCGGGUCAUCGAGCUAUUCGCAGAGCACCUGGAGAAGUCGCCCGACCUCCUGGCCAACUUAUCCUCUCUGAGUGGUGCUCGGCUGCUUUGCCACUGCAAGGAGCACCAGGCCUGCCACGGCGAUGUUCUGAUCGCGAAGUGGUUGGAGCGCUUCAACACGCCAGCCCUCUGGAGGGCCUGGCAGGUGUACAUCGACAACUUGGAUGUGCUGGAGAUCACCGACUGGUGGCACGCCAAGUCCCUGCAGGAGGAGGGGAUCAGCGAGGCGGUCGACCUGGCGCGUCGGAGGUAUGAGCACUUCAACGUGCCAAGAAGCGAGAACAAGGCCGUCAUCCGCGAGACCACGACGCAGUCCUUCGGGGAGGUGAUCGAUGGGGAUCGCGGCACCAUCGGGCCGCCCGCAGAGUUCGUGCGACGGCUGAUCUCCCUCACCCUGGCGACUCUGCAAAGGCCCACAGUGACUCAGAAGUGGAUGCAGAUCCUGGCGGGCCGCUGGGUUCGGUGCCUCCUGUUCAGGCGUGAGGCGAUGAUGUGCUUCACUCACUUGUGGCGGUUCUUAGUGAAGUUGCGUGGUGAUGCGAAGGUGCCGCGAAAGGUACGCGAGGAGCUGGCGUCGGCCUUGACGUUGCUCCCGUUGCUUCGCUGUGACCUGCGCGUGCCGAUCAGCGGGCUGGCGACGGUCUCGGAUGCCAGCAUGCAGCGUGGAGCCGUGUGUCGAGCUGUUCGCAUUCGGCCUGACGGAGUGGCCGCUGCGAGAGCGGCCAGCCGAAGGCUGGUGACUGACUUCCGCGACGAGGUGGUGCUCCUGUCCUUGUUCGACGGCAUUGGUGGGGCUCGCCGCGCCCUGGACCUGUUGGGGCUCACUCCCGCGCUGUUCGUGUCCGCCGAGAUCGACGCCGAGGCGAAGCGAGUGACCAAGUAUGCGUGGCCGGACGUGCUGGAAGUCGGCGACGUCUGCUCCUUUGGUUUCGCCGAGGCGGUGGCCAUCCGCGAACGAGUUCCGCAUGCGAAGUGUAUACUAGUGGUGGCCGGUAGCCCGCGCAGCGACCUGGCCCGCAUCAACGUUGAGCGUACUGGCCUUCAAGGGAGACGCUCACGUCUGUUCUACGAGAUAAACCGCAUUGUGUCUCUGCUGCGUGAGGCGCUGGGUGAGUUCUGCACGGCGCUGUCCCUGGUUGAGAACGCGGCCUCAAUGGAUUCGGAACCGCGACACUUGAUGUCACAUUCCCUGGGAUGCGAACCUGUGUGUAUCUCAGCGGGUGAUGUCACACACUGCCAGCGUGACCGCUUGCACUGGAUCAAGGAGGAGCUGUUGACGCCGUGGCAGGGCGAGACGUUUGUCAUGGACUCGGCGAAGCACGUCGUGAUCCCUGACGGGCCCGGUCCAGUUGAACGCUGGCUGGCCGCUGGGCUUCAGUGGCAGGGUGACGUCCAGGAGGACUUCCGCCUGCCCACCUUCCUGCGCUGUGUUCCUCGUCGUGCCCCAGGUCAAUUCCCGUCAGGUCUCGGCAAGUGUGCAAGUCACGAAGUCGAGCGUUGGCGCAGGUUCAACUACUGCUACGCGUCCUACCAGUUCCGGGACGUCAACUGCAUCGAGGAGCCUGACGGCAGCCAAAGUGAUAGAGCACGCAAGCUCGAGAAAGCUGACCUGGAAUGUUGCCGAUGCGCUCUGCUUGGGAACAGCUUCCAAUGUGUGGUUGUCGCCUGGGUGCUGGCCCACUGGGCUCAGAGAGCAGGCUACCUGACCGAGAUCCCCUCCGUCAGGCAAAUGCGUGAGACUGGAGGUGGCGCCACCAUCGCCGAUGCCACAGUCAGCAUGGACCAGAUGGAUUGCGACGACGGUGUCUUGGUGCGCCAGCACGAUCUCGAGAGUGAGGAUGCCGCGCUGGACCCCGGCAUCAUCAUCGUGGAGGAGCUGGCCCGCCGCGCCGAGGCCAGAGGCAGCGACAUCAGGCUUGACACGUUCGAGGCGAUGCGGCCUGAUCUGUGGCCCAGGCGACCAGUCAGUGCGGCGCGCUGGUCGUGGAAGGCCACCGCCAUCUGGGACUGGAAGCACCCGUCCCACAUCACGGACCUUGAGGUCGAGUUCAACACAGAGUCAGAGCAGCUCAGGAUCAGGCUACGCGUCGUCAGCUUCGGGCCGCGGUGGGUCGCCUAUCACGCAACCUGGUGCAGCCACGGUGCCGACCACAUUGAUCAUCUGGAUCUGCUGGUGGCCGACUGGAUCGAGUGGCUCUGGACUGAAGGGCAUCCUCAGGGCUUGGCAGGUAACGCUCUGUCAGCCGUCCAGUUCUUUUUGCGCAAGAAGCGCAUCCUGCCAGCGUCGCGGAGGCUGCUUCGUGCUUGGCAGAGACUAGAGCUGCCGCAGCGCGUGCUUCCGAUGCCUGACAUCGUGCUGACGGCGCUGGCUGCCACGGCGCGUGGCUGGGGCCGCAACGACGUCGCGGCGCUGCUGGUCCUCGGCUUCGCGGCCUUCCUGAGGACCACCGAGAUGCUGACCCUGCGGCGCUGGCAGGUCGCCAUGGACGAGGCAUCAGCGCAGGCAGGGGCCGCCAUGGACAACCGCUGGGGAACGGUGGCAGGUGCCAGCCAGGUACCCCUGGUGUUGGUGCUGGUGCCCAUUCCCACGCGCCCCAGCCCAUGCAUCACCGUAAAGGCAGGGGCCGCCAUCGACAACCGCUUGGGAACGGUGGCAGGUGCCAGCCAGGUACCCCUGGUGUUGGUGCUGGUGCCCGUUCCCACGCGUCCCAGCCCGUGCAUCAGCGUAAAGGCAGGGGCCGCCAUCGACGACCGCUGGGGAACGGUGGCAGGUGCCAGCCAGUGCGGGAAGUGUGAAUGGAAUGAUGUGAUCACACGUGGGCAGGGCAUAUGCACCAAGUGUAAGCGAGAAGUUACCCUGUUCACCCCCAAGAAGAAGAAGGGGGGCCUCAGGUCCAGAUCGCAAUCACCAGGGAAGGUCUCGUUUGCCGACGAGGCGGAGGUGUGGGACUUCGAGGAGCAGGAGUCCGACCAGCGCAGCUCUCAGAAGGGCCCGUGGUCCAAGGCCAGCUCCACGAUCGACCACCUCAUGGGGGCAAUGAAGAGCACCAAUGACCAGGAGCUCAAGACGGCGCGGCGGCGGCGAGCGAUGGAGCCGCCGGGCGGCUGCUGGCAGGGCCCCGGCGACGAGGGCGAGCCCGCGAGGCCGGAGCGGCCGCUCCUGCCGGCCGCGGCGAGCCCGGCGGCGGAGGGCCGCGCGGGCGCGCGGCGCUGCGGGCGGGUGCCGGCCGCGCUGGCCCUGAGCGUCGCCGCCCUGGCCGCGGCCGGCCUGGCGGCGGCGGCCGUGGGGCGCGGGGGCUCCGGCCGUGCCGAUGUCGCAGGCCACGGGCUCAGAGCUCGAGCGGACGACGUCGUGCGCCUCGCCAUCGCCACGGACUGCGAGUCCACGGACGAGGACAUCCUGUAUUGGACGGCCGUCACGCUUGCAGAGCUGCAGGGCGUGGAGAGCGCCAAGGACUGCCGUGCAAAGUGCGAGGGCCUGUUCUUCUGCUCCGCCUGGACCUGGGGCAAGGACCCCCAGGUCGAGGACGCGAGCGAGGUGUGCUUCCUGAAGGGCAUAGACGGCGGCGAGGAGCCUCACCCGCUGAAGCAGCAGGGCAUGGUGUCCGGGAGGCCCUGCCGCGGCACGGCGGCGUCCCACGCGGCCGCCUCGGACGGGCCCGCCGACGGAGGCGACGAGGACGGACACGCACCCGUCCUGGAGGCGCCGAUGACCUACGAUGUCGUCGUCUGCGGCGCCGCCAACGACAACCUGGACUUCAAGAGCUCCAUCGACCUGGGCGAGGAGUCCCAUAUUGGGUCCUGGGAGUUCUGCUUGGCCAAGUGCGAGCUGACGCCGGAGUGUAGCGGCUGGACGUGGGGAAAAGUACGGAGCAGCAGCAAGACAGACAAAUGUUGGCUCCAUGGCCUCGCAGAGGGCGAGGAGUUCAUCAAAGAGAACGACCCGUCCGUCAUUUCAGGAGAUGUCUGUCAUACGCUCAGCCAGAACAGAGGUAAAGGCAGCGACAUCAGCCUAUUCUGCUGGGCGCUGAUGCUUCCAGGCAGUUACGAGGUGGGGCUGCUGGGCAUGCAGCAUGAGAAAGGCAUUAAUAUUUUCGCCUGCGACGGAAGCAAGGUCUACAGUAACGUUUCUGUGACUAUAGGUGGCAAGUUCCAGUCAACAGUAGUUAACGUAAACCUCCAAUGCUCGAUGGGGGGUGAGUUCGGAACCGCGCUGAAUACUGAGAUUUUCAUCGAAGUGUGGAAGAAGCUGAUUGCGGAUGCAGAUUAUCUUAAGUAUGAUUGGACGGUGAAGACUGAUCCAGAUACGGUUUGGUUCCCAAAAAGGCUCCAAGCCAUCCUCGUAGAGCACCCUGAAGAGGCGAAGGGCGUCUUUCUGAACAAUUGCUGGAGAGGCAUGCAUGGACCGAUUGAAGUAUUCUCCAAGAACGCUGUCACGACGUGGGGCGCAGGGAUAGCACAAUGCAUGGAUGUGUUGAACCAAGUGUGCUCAGGGAUGUGCGAGUGGGGGGAGGACAUGUGGAUCGACCAGUGCCUCUGGAAGAUUCUUCAGGUAAGGCGCGACGACGUCUUCGAACUGCUCAUUGAAGACCAUUGCGACCCCCCUGAUGACGAUGGCUGGCGCACUUGCCAUGAUGCCUCAAUGGUGGCGUACCAUCCUUUUAAGAAAGAAGAUGAGUAUGUAGACUGCCUCAAGAAUUCUCAGGCAGAGGCUGGCGAGGAUCCUGAAGAGAGCCACGCUGCUGAGUCUCAAGGAUUCGCUGCUGAGUCUGCAGGGGACACUGGAGAGUAGGGGAGUAGGGCGCCCAGACCAGGCACGGCAGUUGUCGUCUUCCAGAUGCCCUCACGAAGUUUGGCCAAUGUCGUGGCCAUUCGAGUCGUCCGUGAGUCAGCCGGCACGUUGACACCAGCUGUGUUGUUUCACCAGGUUGCACGAAGGUAUACUUAGAUUUUUCACGGGUGUGUACUGGGCUCCGCCUGUAGACUUGAAGUAUGUUCUUCUAGGUUCGCCUUGAAUAUUGGGUGCGCUUUUUCCGCUGUUGAAUGCUCCCUGGCUCAAGCCCAAGGGUUUCCCAAGGGAUUCGCAGCAGACUUGGCCUUCAGCGCUUCGAGGACCCACCAGCAAGACCUUCGGGGAGAUGGUUCUCCAAGGGGCUUGUGAGUGCCGCGAUUCGCCUCCACCGUCUCCUCGCAGCCGGUUUCGGACCGCACGCUUCUCUCUCUCUCUCUCUCUCUCUCUCUCCAACGUGACUGCCCGCUCUUUGCAGGCUUGAGACUUCGAACCGAAGAGGCCCCGACAAAACAGGCAGGUGCCCCAGCAGCCGUCCUUCCCGCCCGGACUCCAGAAGCCGCGCCGGGGCUUGGCGCGCACGAGCGAUUUCGGUGUCGGCGACGACGCGGGGGCGCGCGCUGGAAGGGCUGCGGUCGGCGGCUCAACAAUGGAGCCCUAAGGGAUGGGGACCUGAGGACGCCGUGGAAGCCC